This is a messenger RNA of Camellia sinensis, 2977 nucleotides long. The record is from RefSeq and is a predicted model, not a curated record. Lineage: Eukaryota; Viridiplantae; Streptophyta; Magnoliopsida; Ericales; Theaceae.
AUCGAGGUCUAAAAAAAACAAAAAAAACACUCCCACGCACUGGCUUCGUACCCCGCGCUUCGGUUUUCGGCUUUAGAGAUUCGAGGCAGCCGAAGCUGUGAAACUCAUCGCUCAACUGUUAAACCCUAGGCCAACCAAACCCCUUUCUCUCUUCAGUUCCCUUAAGCCCUAGCCCAACCAAGCCCCUCUCUCUCUCUCUCUAGUUGUGAUAAAAAACAGAGAUGGAGGAGUUUUUGUAUACUGAUAUCGAAUCUUUAUGUGCAAAACUCAAGUAUCAAGAAAAGCAGCUCAAACUCAAAAGAAGGUGGUUGAUGGGACUACCUUUAUCUGAUUAUGAACAAAAGCAAUUAAACAGAUUGAAGUUUCAAGAAAACAAGACUUUACCUGAAUCAUUCCUUAGGGAAGAUGAUGUGUACUAUGAGACCAUCAAAGCUUUUGUUGAAAAGGGAUUUCGGGCAUGCAAUUUAUAUCAUGUAGAUCAAGAUAAUAUACAAAUGUUUGAUUUGCCCAAUGAUUUAGGAAAUCUUCUCUCGAUGCUUGAUGACAUGACCAACAAUGGACUUCAACUUAUAGCUGAGAUACUGACAGGUGGCUCAAUUAAGUUUGGGAAAAUCCGGUGGAAGAUGAAAAAGAUCAUCAAAGAAUGUCUUCCAGAAGUACUUGGAAACUUGAAAGGUAGCUACAAAAUAAACAUAGCGGAACAACUAUGUCAACUUCUCAGGAACUCCCACAAUUUCCGUAGAAAUCGUUCUCCACUUUUGACUCCUGCAUCCCAAUCCUACCAUGCUGCUGCUACUAAGGUACUGGAUGGACUUGAGGACAUGCCUUUCCAGACUUUAAGCGCAAUGCACAGGAAACUCAGAGGUAUCCAGGGAUAUGUGCCCCAGUUGCGGACCUCAAAAUCUGGAUGGGGACGAAGCAUUUUAAUCGCUCAAGUGAGGAAAAGUUGUAUGAUGAUGCUAUCAGAACUUGGUGAAGAGAAUAAAUUGCAGGAACCACUAGCCAAAGCAAUGGCAGUUGGGGGCUUAUGGACAAAGCUAAUACAAGGAUGUCCCUUCGUAACAGAGUUUCAGCAAUUCUCACCAGAAGAUGAAGCCUUGCAGAAUGAGAUAGCAAAGGCAAUAUGGCUUCUAAAAGAGAAGGUGAGAUUUCCAGAGUUGAAGAAUUUGCAAUUGUUGCUGGACCCAAAGGCUGAGUUAUCAAAUAGGAGUUUACAAACAGCAGUAAAGAACUUGUUGACAGAGUAUCUUUUUGAAUGCAGUGAUAUGGACACCAUUCCAGACUAUCUAUUAGAAACACUUUGUAUCAUCAAUAGAACCUCUAGGACUGCUCCUUACAGAUUUUUUUCGAAGGAGGAAAAAGAAGAAGAGGUAGAACAUGUAUUGAAUGUGAGUUCUCAGAUAAAGCAUAUUUUGUGGGACUUGCUUCCUGAAUAUGAGUUUGACGAAGAUUUUGCAGAUGCAUACAUGGAAUAUUUAGAAGAAAGUGAUGAUGGUGAUGAUUAUGAUGAUAAUGACAGUGAUGAGAAGCAAGAAGAGUUAUUCCAUCAAAAUAACUUGUUUCAUCCUAGUGAGCUAUAUGGCCAAACAGAAACUAUUGGGGAGACAAAUCCAACUAAUUUCGGGUGGGCUGCCUCUACCAUUAAAAGGAAUGGCUCUUCCCUGGUUCUUACACCCAACAGAAGGUUAAACAUUAAUUCUCUUGAGAGAGUUGAGCCUGAGCCUGUUACAAGAAUGGAUUUAGUAGAUUCUGAUGCUUCUGCUUCUUUGUCUUCAUGUUUUGAAUUUGGCAGCUUAGAUAAUAUGGAAGAAAACCAGUUCCAUGUAAGUGUGGGGAAUUCAGAACUGAGGGAUUACCAUGUUGAGAGACAAGAACCUACAGUUGAUCCAGAAAACCCCCCAGAUUUUGUUUCUUUGAACUUUUUAUGUGACCGAAAUUUUAUGCAUGACGAGCUGAACAUGAGUAGAAACCAAUACCUCAUUCUCCAAGAAGCCUGUGACAAGACAAGUAUAGUGGCUUAUUGUCUCAUUGGUUGUGUAUUGGAUAAGUUGGCACAAAUAGAAGGUUUGGGUUUAGACACGGGUGAUAUAUCAUAUCUCAGAGGCGAUUAUUCAAUUCGAAAAGAUUCUGGAGUUGCAAACGAAGAGGUGAAUGGUUCAGUUAUUGUCCAAGUGCUUGAAGAGCUAUUACCUUCAUUUCCUGAAAGUGGGAAGGAGAGAGUAAAGGAGUUGAUGGGCUUGAACUAAUUUUUUUCUUUGGUUGUGGCUUGAUGUACCUUCUCAGUUUGCACACUUUGAGGUUAGUUGGCAUUCUUUAAAGUAGCUUCUCAGCUCCACUUGUUAACAAAGAAGGAUUUUUGCAACUCCAUCUGUUUCGGUUGAUUAAGAUAGAUUGCAUCUCCUGUGCCAGAUAAAUUGGGAUAUAUUUUUGUGCAGUAGAUAUAUAGCUAAGGUGGUUCAAAAUUUGGAUUGAAUGUCAAUUUAUUCAUUGAAAGAGGGUCUAGUUCUAUGGUUGUUAACAUUUGACCGCCCAAAUUGAAGUAUCUGAUGAAAGUCCUUGCGUGAAGUCCAGGUGCAUGCACCUUUUUGUAGCAGCCCAGGCUUGAAGAAGACGACAUUGGGGUCCCGCAGAGUACAUAACGAAUGUAUUAUUUGUUAUUUUGAAGAGAAUUCACAUGUUCCUUCGUUCAUUUUGAAGAAAUAAAGAACCAAUGCAGAACUAUCCUAUUGUUUCCAUUGAUACAUCUUGUUUAAUUUUUCCCCUUUCUAAACAUUAACUUGCAGUUUGAUUAAUUUCCAUAUAGUUUUACAUUCUUUUAAAGUCAUUUGACUUCGGAUGUUUCAUUGUAUUUUAGAUAGUUGUACACAGAACUGCUCUACAGUGUACUUCAAUUGUUGUUUGGUUUGGGAGUACUUCAGAUAUUUGAACCUUUCUUGAGAAGGUAUUGGAAGAUUAAUUGCAAGUAGUUUUAAUUUUA